AUGUCAACAACACGUAAACGUUAUCUUGAAUGGAAAAAUCGUUCAUUAUUACCACAAUUACCAAUUGAAAUUUGGGCUCAUAUUUUUUCAUAUCUUAAAAUAUCAGAUUUAUUAUCAAUACGUCUUGUUUCACGUUUAUUUUAUUCUUCUAUUAAUCAAUAUACAUAUUUUUGGUCAUCAAUUAUAUUUGAUAUUGAUCAAUGUCCAUUAUAUUUAGUACAAUCAAAAUAUUUUCAUAAUAUACGUUCAUCAAAUAUAAAUUUAUUUACAAAAACAAAUAUUUAUUCACAUUGUAAUAUUUAUUUAAAAACUCAACCAUUAAUAAAUUCAACUAAUAAACGACGUAAACAACAUUUAUUUAUAUCAAAUAAUAAUAAUGAUGAACAAUUAAAAAAACAUAUUUAUUUACAUUGUUAUUCAAUAUAUUUUGAAUCACUUCGUUCAUUUGAUCAAUUACAACUUGAAUAUUUAUUAAAAAAAUUUAUCAAACGUUUAUAUUUAUCAUAUGAAUUUUUAUCAAUUGAACCAUCACUUAAUUUUCUAUUAAAACUUGAACAAUUAAAAUAUUUAAAAAUUUCAUUUAUACAUAAUAUUAUUGAACUUGAUUCAUAUUCAAUUAUGUUAAUUAAUACAAUGUCUGAUAUUAUAAAUUUAUUAUUUAAAUUAAAAAGUUUAUGUAUUGUUAGUCUUGUUGGUGAUUGUUUAUGUUUUGGUCGACCUCUAUCAAUUUAUACUAUUCAAAAUAUGUAUCUACGUUCUCUAACUGAUAAUCUCAUACAUGGAUUAGUUAGUGUUUUUGCUACAAGUUUUCUAUUUGGUUGGACACAAUAUUCAUUAUUAAUUAUUGCUUUUUUAUCUGGUUGUUUUAUUGAUAUUGAUCAUUUUAUUGAAAUACGUUCAUUAUCAUUAAAUAGUGUAUUACAUAAUCAACGACAAGAUCGACCUUUUCUACAUAAUAGUCUUCUUUUGUUAAUAAUAACUUUAAUUGUUUAUAUAUUUGAAUAUUUUCUAUAUCAAAAUCAAUAUAGUUAUUAUUCAAUAAUAUUUUUUCUUGGUUGGUCAACACAUCAUUUAAGAGAUGCUCAAAGACGUGGUUUAACAUUAUUACCAUUGGGAGAAACUUCACCUAUUAAUAAUUAUUUAUUAAUUAUAUGUUUUGUAUUAAUAACUAUAAAAUUAAUACAUAUAUUUAUUUUUAAUAUUCAAUCAGUAUCAUUUGUAAAUGAUUCUAUUGUUUAA
This is a messenger RNA of Rotaria sp. Silwood1, 1239 nucleotides long. The record is from the annotation of a GenBank genome assembly. Lineage: Eukaryota; Metazoa; Rotifera; Eurotatoria; Philodinida; Philodinidae.